AUGAACGGAACUGAAGAAGAUUCGUUUGAUUUUCCUGAAUUUUUAGAAAAGGAGAAUUGUUUACCAGCUUUCAAUUCUUCAACAACUUCAUCUGUUUUUGGAUCUCUGACAAGAUCCACUUUGUUCCAAAGCACUUCUCAACAUUUAAUUGAGAAAAUGCAAAAACCUGAAUAUUUGAAAUGCUCCCAUUACCUACAUAAUCGUGGAAAUUAUCCUAUUUCUCCAAUUGCGGAAGAAUUUCGAAAAGAUUUGGAUAAACUCGUCUCGUAUGUGGAUGAAUUAAGUGUAGUGUUAAGCGAAGAAAUUAUUCAAAAUUUGGCUAUACCAUUAAUAAAUUUGUCCGAUGUAAAAAAUUAUUUUAUUUUUUUUUAAAUUUUUUCAAAGAAUUUUGAACGGCAACAAAACGAAUUAAAUGUAAAUUGGGAAGAACUCCUUUUAGAGAAGGCAAAAAUCGCAAAAAUUCGGUGUUCUCUUCAAUCUGAUGAAUAUAAAGCAAAGGCAGGAAAGGCUUCUGAUAGAGUAAAAGAGUUGGAACUAG
Meloidogyne enterolobii is the source of this 538-nucleotide messenger RNA. The record is from the annotation of a GenBank genome assembly. NCBI's taxonomy places the organism in Eukaryota, Metazoa, Nematoda, Chromadorea, Rhabditida, Meloidogynidae.